AGGGCUCGGUCGCCAGCAACCGAGCGGGGCCCGGCCCGAGCGGGGCCUGGGGGUGCGACGCCGAGGGCGGGGGAGAGCGCGCCGCUGCUCCCGGACCGGGCCGCGCACGCCGCCUCAGGAACCAUCACUGUUGCUGGAGGCACCUGACAAAUCCUAGCGAAUUUUUGGAGCAUCUCCACCCAGGAACCUCGCCAUCCAGAAGUGUGCUUCCCGCACAGCUGCAGCCAUGGGGUCUGAGGACCACGGCGCCCAGAACCCCAGCUGUAAAAUCAUGACGUUUCGCCCAACCAUGGAAGAAUUUAAAGACUUCAACAAAUACGUGGCCUACAUAGAGUCGCAGGGAGCCCACCGGGCGGGCCUGGCCAAGAUCAUCCCCCCGAAGGAGUGGAAGCCGCGGCAGACGUAUGAUGACAUCGACGACGUGGUGAUCCCGGCGCCCAUCCAGCAGGUGGUGACGGGCCAGUCGGGCCUCUUCACGCAGUACAAUAUCCAGAAGAAGGCCAUGACAGUGGGCGAGUACCGCCGCCUGGCCAACAGCGAGAAGUACUGUACCCCGCGGCACCAGGACUUUGAUGACCUUGAACGCAAAUACUGGAAGAACCUCACCUUUGUCUCCCCGAUCUACGGGGCUGACAUCAGCGGCUCUUUGUAUGAUGACGACGUGGCCCAGUGGAACAUCGGGAGCCUCCGGACCAUCCUGGACAUGGUGGAGCGCGAGUGCGGCACCAUCAUCGAGGGCGUGAACACGCCCUACCUGUACUUCGGCAUGUGGAAGACCACCUUCGCCUGGCACACCGAGGACAUGGACCUGUACAGCAUCAACUACCUGCACUUUGGGGAGCCUAAGUCCUGGUACGCCAUCCCACCAGAGCACGGCAAGCGCCUGGAGCGGCUGGCCAUCGGCUUCUUCCCCGGGAGCUCGCAGGGCUGCGACGCCUUCCUGCGGCAUAAGAUGACCCUCAUCUCGCCCAUCAUCCUGAAGAAGUACGGGAUCCCCUUCAGCCGGAUCACGCAGGAGGCCGGGGAAUUCAUGAUCACAUUUCCCUACGGCUACCACGCCGGCUUCAAUCACGGGUUCAACUGCGCAGAAUCUACCAACUUCGCCACCCUGCGGUGGAUUGACUACGGCAAAGUGGCCACUCAGGGGCAGGGAGUCGGCGGCUUAGCUUCCUCUGGAGCACGGUUCCAUCAGCCAGAUGCGCUCACAUCCAGCUCUUAGCGGCUCCUGCAAAAACUCGCUCUGAUCAAAGGGAGGUGAGUGUAAAAAUGCGGCCCGGGCUUUGUCUCCAACUCCCCCCGUGAUUCCUGGACCACGCAGGCCAUAUCACUCGGACACCACGGAUACAAACCCUCACUCCCCUGGCCCCUAGAGCUGAGCAGAGCGCUGGGUUCGACUUCCAUCUAGAGCAGAGGUCGAUGGGGGGGAGGUUGCCCCUGCCCACAGCUCCACCCGUGAUAAGUAGGCAGGCUUUUCCAUAAUUAAUCAAAACCUAGGCCGUUCAUCUGUGGGCCAGGGCUGAGCAGAGACCACCGGAGUCCCUGAGGGGGCCCCUGAGGCUGCAGGGGACAGGCCAGGCCCCCCCCCUCCCCCCCCCCGCAAAAGAGCAGGUUGUGGUUAUAGGGGCAGGAUGACAGUGGGAGAUUUUGACAUCCUCAAGAGGCAGAGGAGCAGGACGCCCCUGCCAGCUUCAUCCGCACAUCCCUUGGGGCAGAUACAGAAGGAAGAAUGUGCAUUGUUGGAAACUGGGGAAUACGGUAAACAAAGAGAAGUGGGAGCUGACCUUACCAUCUCUGCCAUCCGCUCAGCCAUGAGAAGGAGCAAGGCCCAGCGUGGGUGAACCCUGAGGACACCCCGCUCAGUGAGAGAAGCCAGACCCAGAGGCUACACCGUGCGAGACCCCAUUUCUAUGAAAUGUCCGGGACAAGCCAGUGCUCAGAGGCAGGAAGGGAUGCUUGGGUGUGGGGGCUGGAGGGUGACAACGGAUGGGGACGGGUUUUCUUUGGAGGAUGAAAAUGCUCUACCUUUGAUGGCGAAGAUGGUCUCCCCACUCUGUGAAUACACAAGCUCCUGCGUCGCACACCUGGUGAAUUGUAGGGCACACGAAUCUCACUGAAACUGUCCAGAAACAUCCUUCCCCCAGAUCAGCUCUCAGCAAAUCAGGAACAGUAAUCCAGAAUAAAAACUGGGCAGCCUUUCUGGAAGGCCGUCUGCCAUGGGUUACACAUGUGUCUCCUGUGGCCUAGCGGUUCUGUCUCUGGAACACGUGCAUACCGGUUCCAUGUCUAGGGAUAUCUGUAGCCCCGUUUGUUGUAGUGGAAAGUUCUAUGACCAGGGGAUGGGUUGAACCAGUGGAAUGUUAUGCAGCUGUGAAAAUGGGUUUGCUCCAUGAGGUUUGCUCUGUAUCUUUGGGCAUGGAGAGAUGAGCGCGACAACUUUAAGGGAAAAAAUAGGCUGUGGACUGGGACUCUUGUGAUUCCCGUUUUUUGUGGGGAUGUGGUUCUUGAACUGGGAAAGGGAGAUUUGCCCAAGUAUUGGUUGAUAUUAGUUUGAUGUCAUGGAAUUUGGGAUACCUUAAAAAUAUGCACUAACUUCUCAAUAUGGUUCUGUCUUUUUUUGUACUAAAAAAAAAAAAACCCACAUACUCCUCUUUCCAUAGUCAGAGGGGUGUAGCUCUGGGGAGGGAAGAGUGGGGUCCGCCAUUCCUAGGUGCUUCUUGAGCAAGCACCCCACAGUUCCCAAGUGGAAAAGGUUUUUGUUGUUGUUGCUUCGUUGGUUUGUUUUCAGAAUGGGAGUUAAAAACCAAACAAAAGGCCAAGCGCAGUGACUCAUGCCUCUAAUCCCAGCAUUUAGGGAGGCCGAGGUAGGGUUGCAUGAUUCCAGAGGUUCAAGACCGGCCUGGGCAACAUAGUGAGACCCCAUUCUCCACAAAAAGGGGGAAACAAGACAAAAACACAAAAACUGUGAAGACCCCCAAAGCCUGGCCCCCUUCCUCCCUGCUGAGCAGGUGAGGCAGUGCUGGAAAGAGGACAGAGUGGAAGGUCCUGGAAGCCCAGCCCAGCAUUGCUGAGCGCCUGCCGUGUGCAGGGGAGGGGUCCUAGCCCCUGGGUCUGCCAGGGAGAGGUGAGAGUGCAGAGGACAGCAGGCUUGCCUCCCUAGCCACACACCUCGCUGCAUGCCCUGGCCUCGCCAGGCUGAGGCUUAGGGUGCAGUACCCGGUUCGUUUUGAGAAGUCUCUUUCUCAGCUAGAGCUGUCUCAGUGGUAACGUUCUCUCUCUCUCUCUCCUCAUCUCUCUCUCCCCCCAUAUCUCUCCCCCUCUCUCUCUCUCUCCCCCUCUCCCCCUCUGUCUCUCUCUCCCCCAUCUCUCUUCCCCCUCUCUCUCCGCCUCUUUCUCUCCCCCCCUCUCUUUCUCUCCCCCUCUCGCCCCCUCUCUCUCCCUCUCCCCCUCUUUCCCCGCUCCCCCUCUCUCUCUCCCCUUCUCUUUCCCCCUUGCUCUCUCCCCCUCUCCCCCCUCCCUCUCUUUCUCUCUCUCUCUCUGUCUCCCCGCUGCGCGCGUGCGCCCCCCUCCGGCCCCCCCUUCCCCCCACCGCCGACAGUACCACCCUCCAUCAAGUGCCGACUCUGGGCCUUGUCACCUUGGGAGGACCAGAGUAGUGCAGUGACUUUGCCAAGGUCACACAGCAGGAGGCUGGGCCCAGCACACCCUAGACCUUCCUCUGCUUCCCUUGCCCCACUUGGAGGCACAGGCCGAUGGGGCAUCUGGGAGCCCACACCCUCCCUGCCCACCAGGUGUCUCCUGGGCCAGUGGCUUCGUGUCCUGGGCACGUGUCCUGUGCACAGCCCGGUGGGGGCAGCUGGAGGGGUCUCCAAGGCGGCGGCUUCCUGUCUCAGAGCAGGAUCCCCCGGCAUGUGCUCCAGCAGGCAGGCUUUGUAGUGGGAUUACUAAUGGGGCAGAUCAAAAGGAUGUUCCUAUUUCACUCAAGGAAAUAAAAUGUGCACGCAGCCGCCUUUCUCACGCUGAACUCAAGUUAGUCCUACAAGCCUGCACGCCAUGUUAGAUUAGCUCAGCACGCGGCCGGGCUGGCCCCGAGGUGGGUGGUGCCUGGUGCUGGUAGAUAAGGGUCUCUCCUCCAGAGCCCAGGACUCAGCGGCAUCCCGAAACACCCUGCCACGGGGAGAGUUGACUGAGGAUUAAACAGAGCGCGAGAGAUGUGAAGCCUGGCUGGAAGGCUGGGGAGCCACUCACGCUCUCUUAACUGGUUCCCUGCCAGCUGUCUGUGGGUGAGGCCUGCUGUGUGCCAGCCUCCCCGGGGACAUCUCGGGCUCUCUGGAGGUGUCUGGCAGGGAGAGCUUCUGCUGAGCUUGGGAAGGGGACGAUGACUUGGAUUCCCCAGAGGCGCCAUUCCAGGAAACGGCCCACUCGGCACCACCCAUCUCCUCCCACCUCCCCGCAUCCAGGCUGGAUGGGGGCUCCGGCAGGAACCAGGCCUCUCCUAAAACCCCAGCCCUGGGGUGUACUGAACUUAAUUACUGUAAAAUUCAAACCAAAUUGUUUCUGCUGCCUGGGAGAACUGUGUGUUCCUUCUGUUUGGUAAUGAGGCUGCCUGCUCCAGGUGAUUAACCCGGAGCCCAGGGGGAGGGAGCCCAGGGGGAGGCGGCAGAAGGCAGGGGCUGGGGAAGGGUGGGAGGGAGGAGGGCCCACGGAGGUGCGGGAAACUCCAGCCACUCCUCUGACCCGCUGGAGCCCACGGCUGGCCUGUGCCCUGCCUUUGGCUUCCUGCCUCAGUGAGCCUCUGAUUUAUGGCGUUGUGGGGCUGGACGCAUCGUGUGUGCCGCAAACUGCUGUGUGAAAUAUGUCUCCCUUGCUCUUCCCAGAUCUUCCCUGUCACUCUGACCCUGGUGAGGCCUUUGGGGCCCCUUCCCAUGUGUGGGCUUAGGGGGUGUCACAGUCACGCAGAAGCGUGGGGAGAAUCUGCAGCUAAGACCAGGCGGAGCGGAUCCCGGGCCGGGCCAGAAUGAGUGGGUCCCAUGCUGGCUCUUGGCCUAGUGUUUAUGCUGCAUGUCUGGAGGGUGAUCUAGGAGAGGAGUGGUCUGGAAAGAAGGCCUCGUUUAGUCUCUCCCUCGGCACUGCGGACAUUGGGGCCGUAUCCUUCUCUGGGCUGGGGCCGUCCUGGGCACUGCACGGUGCUGAGCAGUGCCCCUGGCCUCCACCCACUCCAUGCCAGGCACACCCCAACCCAGCUGUUUCAACCACAACAUCGGCAGGCACAUCCACUCCCAUGGGGGCAGGGCCACCCAUUGAAGACACCUGGGUCUCCAGGCUCCCUGCGGGCCCUUCCUUCCUUUCUCCCACUGCUCUCGGCUUUCGGGAUCACGCCCUCUAAUACCCCCGGUUCUGCUGCCCAGGAGCUCCGGGGGGGACACAUCUCCCCAGAGGAGGGUCGGGGGCUUUUCUAGACCGAGGCUCGUGGUGUGGCUCGAGGGCCUUUGCCAGCUCGGCAGCCCCCAGUCUUCUCUACCAUCCUUCAUGGACAGAGCUGGUUCGGGGGCUGCAGCUGGUUGCUGCCUGGCAUCAGAGGAGCGGGUCUGCUUACGGGGUCAGGCAGAGGCAGGACCCCCUCGAGGGGCACUGGCGAGGGAGCCCAGGGGUCAGCCGUCAGAGAAGCAGGAGAGUCAGAGGAGGGGGCUCGCAGGGCCUGGCCCUGAGUCAGAAAUGGUGGAGUUCUCCCCUCUGCCAUCUCAGGGCAUCCCGGCUCAUGGCUGUUCCUCAGCCGUCGUGGAUGAGUCGUAACCUGGAGAGUGAGAGAGAACCUCCAGGGGCAACUGCUGGCAAGGAGGGAUCAGGGGAGGCCGGGCCCCUGUACCCCUGACCACAUGUCCUCUCCCCACCCAAGGUGUGACCCUUCAUGGGGCCUGUGGUUCAUACCUGGAGCUGUCUGCCUGGGUGCAGACCCUCCCCUCCUAGUGCUCUGCCUCAGUUUCCCUCCUAGGGCUGUUGGAAGUGACAUGGAACAGCACUUGGGUGGUGCCUGGCACAGAAGCAGGACUGCUGUGGCUGUUGAGGCCCCUUCAGGGCAGCAUGUGGAGGAGAAAGGCAGGUCCUGGUGGCCUGGGGUCAGGUGUGCAGCUGCCUGCUUGUCAUGUCCCUGCAGGGGCUCACAACACUGAUAGACUCGAGGCUACUUUCAUUUAGGGAGGGCCAAAGGGGACAUCGGAGCCUCCCCAGGCACCUGGUGGAUGUGUGGGCAGCAUGGAAGGCUGCGGAAGGCCAUGGAAGGCCCGUGACCUUGCCUGGCCUGGCUGGCCGGGAGGGGCAGGGAGCCGCUUUCUGUGCUGCCAGGAAUGGCCCCGCAGCCGAAGCCCAGGGAGCCCUGGGAGCCGGCGCCUAAUUGUUUUGUUGACGCGGCUGCCGAGCACUUCCAGUAGGUUUCCUAAUGAACUGGUUUGUUAUCGGCCUCACUGCAGCGCUGAUAAUUACAUCAGAAACAGGGGGCCCACUCGUCCUUCCCACGCGUUCUGUGAGCCAUCAGCGCAGAUGCGGGCGCCUCUGCCCCUUCCUCGGUGUUUAACGCUUUGUGUGCCAAGGCACCUGCCACCCACACCCACCCCAGACAGAUGGUCGAGAUGGCUGUGAGAGGAGUGUGACCGCCACUCGCCCCGGUUGGUGUCUGCUUGGCAGUGGUCACCGCGCAGGUCACUGUUCAGCUGCUGGGAAGGCAGUGGAUGAGGCCAUCGAGGUCCAGGGAGGAGACAGGACACGAACAAGGGUGGAAGGAGGAAUUUCUGCUCCUAGAGAGGGUGCAGGGACGCUGCAGCUGCGGCCUGGUGUGUCUGCCACCUGGGUAGCCCAGUCCACAGCCCAGGCAGCUGAAAGCACCAGACAUGUAUCCUCUCUCAGUUCUGGAGGCAGAGGCUGAGAUGGGUGUGUGGCGGGCCGAGCCCCCUCAGGGCGCCAGGGAGACCACCCUGCCUCUCCUGGCUUCAGGGCUGGCCGAGAUCUCAGGGCUGCUUGGCUUGCAGGGGUGUCGCCCUCUCCUCUGCCCCAUGGUCACGCGGCCCCUCCUCCCUGUCUUUGUGUCCUCUUGUCUGCUUCUAAGGGCACCAGGUGCUGACCCCCGGCAGGCCCUGAUCCCAUAUGUGAAUCAUGCACUGAUGACAGCUGCUACCACCCUGCUUCAGAAAAGCUCCUCUGUGAGGCCCCGGGUGCAGGAUGCUGAGUAGCGCGGGGAACAGCACUGCUGGGGAGGAACGAAAAUUGCGAGGUCCCUGAGCGGGGGACCUGGCAGAGGCCAAACGUCAGAGGUCGGGGGCUGCAGUAAGGGCCUUUGAAGUUAGAUUUCAUCACCAUGUGCGGGGGGGAGGCACUGGGCAUUUCAGCAAGGGAGAGGGGCCACUGGCUGGAGAAGGGACUAUGGGAGAGAUGGGGCAGGGAGCCCGGCGUGGAUGGCCGCCGUCUAGACGGGCAUGGGGUCUGUGGGCGUGGGAAGAAGGGGACAGCGUGUGCCUGUGUUUUAGGGGUGGUGCCUGUAGGACCUGGUGAUAGGACAGAGGUGGGGGCACAGGGGAGGGGUGGGGACUUGGGCAUGUAGGUGUGCGGUGGUGCUGGGAGCGCACAGAGGGACAUGGAGGAGCCAGGACUGGGUGUGCUGUUGAGAUGCGUCAGAGCCUGCCUUCCAGUGUGGGAGCCACGGGCCACACGUAGCACCGUAUCCAUUAACCAAAAUGAAAUAGGAUGAACCCUCCACUCCUCAGUCAGGCCAGCCGCGGGUCAAGCCCUUUGCUAAUAGCCGGGUGGGCUGGUGGCCGUGUCCUGGGCAGCGCAGGUGCAGGUCAUCGCCGUCACCACAGACAGUCCUGUCACCGUGCAGCUGAUGCGUCCUGUGGAGGGGUCUGCAGCUCGGGGGCGGCGCCGGGGGCGGGGCAGGGGCAGUGUGAGGGAUGGGACGUGUUGAGCCAUAGAUGUCCUGUCGGCAGCUAUGAGAUGCUGUGCCCUCCCCACGCCAGGAUCGCUGUUUCUAAGGCCCCUGCCCGUCCCCAUCCCUGUCCACAGCAGGGCAAGCACCAGCCAUGCAAUGUCUGUCACCGUCGGCUGUAGAACCGCCCGCUGGUGGCUGGCAUUGUCCUCAAUGUUCCGCCCUGGUUCCUGGAUCAGGGGGCUGGGAGUUGGCGCUGCAGCUGACGAGAGCAUUCAUGAUCCCCGUGGUCAGAUGCUAUUUGGGUUGAUGAUUUUAUCGGACCACAUAUAAUCAUUUUCUCAUUAGGCCGGUGGCUGUGUCUUCUCUCUGCCACUCUACUGUUUUACAUGAGCAGACUCUAGUAUCUGUUCAGGCUUUUAAAAAAGAGAUGGCCUCUGGUGAAAGCUCAGUGCUGUUUAAAUCAGGAAAGGUGGCAGAUGAGCCCCCUGGGCUCCAAGGCAGCAGUGGUAGCCCACUGUGUCUGCAGGUGGCCAGGGUCCUGUGAUGAUGCUGCCAGCCAGGCUGCUGCACACUGAGAGCUGGGGGCCCACGAGCCUCGGUGCUGGACGCCCCCACAGUGUGGAUCAGAUCGCAAGGGGCUGGCCAGGGCAGGGCAGAGCCUGCUAGGAGGAGGGAGAGGGCUGGGAGCAGCCAGGGUGGACCCCUCAACCUGGAUCAGAUCACAAGGGGCUGGCCAGGGCAGGGCAGAGCCUGCUAGGAGGAGGGAGAGGGCCCGGAGCAGCCAGGUCGGACUCCUCAACCUGGGGACCCUCCCCCAGCAGCUGCAGGCUUGAGUGUGUGCAGCACUUAUGUGCGAGCAUGUCGUUUGUGUGUGUGUUUCCCUGGGAAUCAGACCCUGGCAGGGGCCCCCAGUCUAUAGAGUGGGUGCUAUGGACCCCAGCCGCUGUGAGGCAGAGUGUGCGCCCCACCAAGGGGCAGGCUGCCGAAAAGUCAGCUUCACAGGGAGCUUGUUUUAGGAGGAGGUCCUUGUGUUAUGGAAAUGUAGGCCACAGACUGAGGCGCACACAGGGCCGGUGUACAGUGUGGGGAAUCUUUUUUUUUUUUUUUUUGAGGUGGAGUUUUGCACUGUCACCCAGGCUGGAGUGCAGUGGUGUGAUCUCGGCUCACUGCAACCUCUGCCUCCCGGGCUCAAGCGAGUCUCCUGCCUCAGCCUCCCUGAGUAGCUGGGACUACAGGUGCGCCACCACACCUGGCUAAUUUUUGUAUUUUUAGUAGAGGUGGGGUUUCUCCAUGUUGGCCAGGCUGGUCUGGAACUCCUGACCUCAAGUGAUCCACCCGCCUUGGCCUCCCAGAGUACUGGGAUUACAAGCGUGAGCCACCGCGCCUGGCCAUGGCGUGGGGAAUAUUCACAACCCUACCCCAUCCGGACUCCUGGCAGCAUGGAGUGGUGUCACCUUGGAUGGGGAGCACGGUCCCAGGUCUCCACGGGCUUGGGCAACCCCUGGGGUUCCUGCUGACCUCAGUGCCCCUGCCCAGACCCCAGUUUCUCACUUCCGUGCGAUGUGGCAUUUCUACACUGGAGUCGCUGGUGACAUCAGUGGCGCCUGUUGCCGCGGUGCCCCCGGCGGUGUCGGUGGUGCGUGUUGCCAUGGCGCCUGCCUGGUGGAGGAAGUGUCCCGCGGUGCCCCCGGCGGUGUCGGUGGCGCGUGUUGCCAUGGCGCCUGCCUGGUGGAGGAAGUGUCCCGCGGUGCCCCCGGCGGUGUCGGUGGCGCGUGUUGCCGUGGCGCCUGCCUGGUGGAGGAGGUGUCCCGCGGUGCCCCCGGCGGUGUCGGUGGUGCGUGUUGCCGUGGCGCCUGCCUGGUGGAGGAAGUGUCCCUCCGUUUCUGGAUUUGCCUUAAUAGCUCAGAGAAGGCUGAGGGAAACCUGUGAGUGAUUGUAAACAUCCCAUGCUAGGGAAGGGCUUGUGAGGCCACACAGGGUGGCUUCCACCAGAAUCGACACUUUAAAGAGCACGGGCUGGCAGCAUGUGUGGUGUGGAGUCAGCAGGGCGGGGAGAAAAGAACAAGGCACGUGCCCCAUGGCCAUCGGGUGAUGGGGAUGGUGCCUGUUCACGAAGAAGAGUCACCAAGGGAAGGAGGUGAAUGGUAACCAAAGCCACCAAGAUGUCAAUCUCACCGUACACAGGAUUCUUAAAUAUGUAGUAAAAGGCUGUAAAGCCCCACGUGGCGCAUCAGUCGGCCAUCCAGGCUUCGUGGUUUUGUUUUUUGUUUUGUUUCUUGAGACAGUCUCCAAAAACUCCAGAUUGGAGUGCAGUGGUGCGAUCAUAGCUCACUGCAGCCUUGACCUCCUGAGAUCAAGCAAUCCUCCUACCUCAGCCUCCCGGGUAGCUGGGACUACAGGUAUUGCACCACCAUGCCCAGCUAAUUUUUUGUAGUUUUUGUAGAGUUGGGGUCUCACUAUGUUGUCCAGGCUGGCCUUGAACUCCUGAGCUCAAGGGAUCCUCCUGCCUUGGCCUCCCAAAGCACUGAGAUGACAGGCGUGAGCCGCCGCGCCUGGCCUGUGCAGGCCUUGGUGGAGCUGCUCCUUCGGUCCUGAUGGGGAGCAUUUCCCAAAUGUGCCCCAUGGAAAAGGCAAGGCGCAGAGCAGGGACCGUAGGAUGUCAUUGACAUGAAAAGCAGAGGACCGCUGCCCUGUGUGUCGGGAGGCUGGGGCCUCAGGGCAGAGAGCGCGUUGGCCACCUUCCCUUUUGUUCUUCUGGAGCUGGGUACUGGGUGCAGUGUUGGCUGUUCCAGAAAGUCUAUGAGUUCUGUCUCCGUUUUGGCUUGGAGUUCUCCUGUGGGAGGUGCCCAGCAAGGAUGAUUCCCCUCGGCCACCAGUGAGAUGGGAACCCUCCUCCUCCUCAGCUCAGCAGAGCCGUCGUGGACCUGGGGCCCCCAGCUUCUUUGGAUCUCAGGCAUGGGGGGCGCAAAUGUCAGUCGGGAGCUGUCAAGCUCUGUGGAAGGUUUCUGCAUGUUUGCCCGAGCCCCACCAGGAGGGGCUUCAAAAGUGCUUGUCCAAGUGCAGAGCAAGGCAGGGCACAGAGGCAGAGGCAGACACAGCCCCCAGCUGGGCCAGGGCUGGUGGCCAAGGGGCUUCCUCAGUGUGUAGCCUCCGUGGCAGCCUCCAUGUGUAGUACAUGGUCAGUAGAAGCCCCAUUAACAGCAGGGGGGACUCGGCCUCUGGGGAGCGGAUUUCUUUUGCAAUAUGAUGUUAAAGGAAGGUCUGGCAUUCAGUAUGUUUUUUAUUUUAUUUUUUAUUACAGUUUACAAAAGCACUCCAGUUUCAUUGGAUUUCAGGCAUUUUGCAUGGGAUCGUUAUGGCUCAGAAGGCGUAAUCUCAGGCAUUAGAUUAGAGUGACAGGCUUGGGAAUUCAGACCGGAGAACAGCUGCCCUGCCUGUUCCCUUGUAGGUGACUGGCAGGUCUUGCUUUAUAACAGGAAGUGCUCCCAUGGUGGCCCUGACUUGCCCAGCCUGUGGGGUUUGCUUGUGUUACCUCAUUUAAAACCCCUGGCAGCACGAGGUUGGUCCAUCUAGUUCCCUAGAAAGGUGCCAUGGACUGAAGGUCUGUGUCCCCUCAGAGUCAUCUGUUGAGUGCUCAUACCCCUCCCUAGGGUGAUGGUAUUAAGAGAUGGGGCCUCUGGGAGGCGACGAGGGCAUGAGGGUGAUGCCCUCAUUGAUGGGAUCAGUGCCCUUAUGAAAGAGCCCCCAGAGAGCUCCCUCGCCCCCUCCAUCAUGGGAGGACUCAGUGAGAAGAUGCCAAGAAUCAGGAAGUCACCCUCACCAGACACCAGACCUGCCAGUGCCCUGAUCUUGGACUUCCCAGCCUCCAGAACCAUAAGAAAUAAGCAAUUUGCUUAUGAGCCCCCAGCUUAUGGUAUUUUGUUUCAAUAAUGGACUAAGACAAAAGGUUCAUUCCAGUCACUUCCUCACAUGCCAUUUCCCUCAUCCCUGCCUCCAAGGAAUGUGCAGGGUGGAUUUCUGAGCCUUUAGUUGCUGCUUUCUUUCCUUUUGGCAGAGAUACUUUCAGGGGAACCUGGUCACAUAGAACAACCUCCGGUUCCAGUAGUGCUGGGCACACACUGGGUAGCAGUGGGCAGUGGAGAGGAUUGCAGGGCACCAGAAGGCCCAUUUGUUUCCUUUCUCUUUAAACAUGAUGAGCAGGUCUGUGCAAAUACCCCAAAGUCCAAGGAUGCUGAGAGGCCAAAGAAAGAAGCUGGCAUUCAGUUUCUCAGAGAGAAACAUUUAAUAAGGAUUUACAACGAGAAGCCAUGUCUGUGUCUUGGGUGGCGGUAGUGAGACAAGACGGUGGAUCCCUGCACCAUCACCCCCAGACCCAGGGCUUAUAUACCAUAGGGAAGGGUUGUUUUGGGAUGUGCAAGACAAUUGAAAUAUGGAAACCUCAAGGGCCAUUUGACCAAAGGGCAAGAUUUACAGUAAGUACCUGCUCUUAUACAAGGAGCAGUAGAUGAACUGGAAAUCUCAGAGGCCUUCCCAGAAUGGGGGUUAAUCAAAAGCCAACAUGGCAGGUUAGCAUCCAAGAUGGAGUUGCUUUGGCCUCCACACCUGCUGUGACCUCAUUUCUGAGAGACAUAUGCUCCAGGGGCUUCUUGAGAAAGGAACACAGGCAGUAAAGUUUUGAGACUUUUCUCAUUUGAAAACAGGGCCUGAGGGUGGCACCCUCAUGGAGGAGAUCAGAGCCCUUAUAAAAGAGCCCCCAGAGAGCUCCCUCACCCCUUCUACCAGAGGAGGACACAGUGAGAAGGCACCAUCUAAGAACCAGGAAGUGACCCUCACCAGACACCAAAUCUGCCAGUGCUUUGAUCUUGGACUUUCCAGCCUCCAGAACCUUGAGAAAUAAGGAAAGGGCAGAAUUUGAAAAUGAAACCAAAAACUCCACAGGAUGGUUAGGCAACAAAGUAGAAGAACUUGUGCAGGAGAAGCUGCUGUCUGGGUGGCGGAUAGUUUGGCUGGGUAUCGAAGUCCCUUCGAAGGCUGCACCCAUCCGUGGUUCUCAUUCAGUGCUGCUGGCACAAAGAUGCUCCUCUGAUUCCUCAUCCUUGGUGUGGGACCUGUUUUUCUCCCUUCUGGAGGCUUAUUGAACCCUUUUUGUGUCCCAAGUGUCCUGAAGUCCCCUCAUUGGGUACCUGAUACGUGUCUGAUUUUUGUCACUUGCCCCUCCUUGGGCCUUUCCAUCCAUCUUUUCCAACCUUUCCCAUGAUUCUGGUAAACUUUCUUGAAUGGUUUCAUUGAUUAUUUGCUCUCCUGUCUUUCUUGUUUCUAUUUCAAACUCCCAUCACUCGCUAUUGGGCUUUCAGAACUAGUGUUCCACUUUAUCUUCCCCACCUCCGUUUUCUACGUUGUCUUUUUUGUUUUUGUUGUUGUUGUUGUUGUUGUUGUCUUCAAGACAGGAUCUCACUCUGAAAUGAGACAGAGUCUCAGCCUAGAGUGCAGUGGUGCAGUCAUAGCUCACUGCAGCCUCAAACUCCUAGGCUCAAGUGAUCCUCCUGCCUCAGCCUCCUGUGUAGCUCGGACUACAGGUGUGUGCCACCACACUGGCUAAUUUUUUGUAGAGAUGGGGUCUCGCCAUGUUGCCCAGGCUAGUCUUGAACUGACCUCAAGUGAUCCUCUCGCCUCGGCCUCUCAAAGUGCUGGGAUUAAGGCGUGAGCCACCACACUUGGCCUCUUUGUCUUUUUUAUUAAUUUGUUUUCUGGAAGAGUUCCUCAGCUUCCUCACUUAACCUGUCUAUUGAUGUGUUUUUAUUGGUGUUUUUCAUUUCUGCCCUUUUUUGUCUUCUGAAUAUUCCUUUUGUUAUAAGCCCCGUUCUUCUUUCAUGAUGUAGUAUCUUUUAUUUCUGAGGAUAUUGAUUGACGAUAGGUUUAAAUUCUUUUUGAAAAUGUCUUCUCUGGCUGGACACGGUGGCUCACACCUGUGAUUCCAGCACUUUGGGAGGCUGAGGCGGGCGGAUCACCUGAGGUCAGGAGUUCAAGACCAGCCUGGCCAACAUGGUGAAACCCUGUCACUACUAAAAAUACAAAAAAUUAGCUGGGCAUGGCGGUGGGUGCCUGUAAUCCCAGCUACUGGGGAGGCUGAGGUAGGAGAAUCACUUGAACCCAGGAGGCAGAAGUUGCAGUGAACCGAGGUUGUGCCAUUGCGCUCCAACCUGGGCAACAAGAGCAAGACUCCGUCUCAAAAAAAAAAAAAAAAAAAUCUUCUCUGUCCUCUGUUUCUUACCAGGUUUUUGUUUUUUUUUUGAUAGUUUAUUUUGAUCUCUGGGGAUCAUAGUGCAGGCCCAUCUCUCUGAUGCUUGGGGGUAACGAUCUAGUGUAAUGAUUACAAGUGAGGGACUAGGUGCAGUGGCUCAUGCCUGUAGUGCAGCACUUUGGGAGGCUGAGGCAGGAGGAUUGCUUGAGCCCAGGACUUCGGGGUCGGCAGUGAGCUGCUGUGAUCACGCCACCACAUUCCAGCUCCAGCCUGAGCAAUAGAGUAAGACUGUCUGAAAAAAAAAAACAAAACCCCAAAACCCAAAAAACCCAAGUGGGCAAUGGAUGCUGGUGAUGGGUUGGGAUGCAAGGGGAUAGCGGGGAGGGCCUCACUCGGUGCUUUACCCGGGGAGGUCUGGGUGGGCUGUGGAUGCAGGGGAAGGGCGGGGAGGGCCUCACUUGUUGCUUUUCCUGGGGAGAUCCGGGUGGGCUGUGGAUGCAGGGGAAGGGCGGGGAGGGCCUCACUCGGUGCUUUUCCCGGGGAUACCUGGGUGGGCUGUUAUGGGGGAGCCCACAUCAGGCCCUUUGGGUCUCUCCCCUUGGGCCAGCCGGAUUGCACAGGGAGUAGCCCUCCAGCCUCCUGCCUGGGCUCCUAAGGGUGUCACCCACAUCCUCCACUGUGCCCAGUGUCCCCAGCCCAGACACCCACCUUCUCUGGCCUCCCCAGUAAAUGAUCCUAGGGAGUCCAGCGAGGAGGGGCAGGCGGCCGCCAGGGUGCCAGGAGGGGUCGGGUGCUGCGGCAGUCCUCGCGCAGACCUCCGUUUUGAGCACCCCCACCCUUGUUUCCAGGGGACCCUGGGCCAUGAGGCGUGGGGUGCGUGCCCGCCACCACCAUCCGUGUCUCUGCUGGGAAUGGCUCCCUGGUGGCCGUCCGUCUGCUCGCCACGUCCCACCCCCAGCCUGCUGUCGUCUCCUUUUCCAUCCUCCCUGUCCUUGCAGGUGUGUCCUCCCUAAAGGCACUUUCUCGUGGCUUCAGGAGAGAGAUGGGUGGCGUGGGCUUGCCAGCCUACCAAGGCAUCACUUAGAGCCAGGAGCCAUGAGCGUGGCCUCCUUCCUGCAGUUGCCUCUGGCUGCCCAGGAGGGAUGUGGUGUUGCCUGGCAGGGAGUGGAGACAGUGAGGCCUUCUAGGGGUCCUCCCUUGAAGGGUCAGCAGACCAAUGUGGAAGUCACCAAGGAUGAAGGCCAGAGCCUGGGGGAGGGUGGAGCUGGACACCCCUGGGAAGUCUGGGAGAGGGGCUGAGCCUCCACAGGCCAGGGGAGCAGGGGAGGAAUGGGGCCGGGGCCGGGGUGGCAUCUGGGGCCACUCCCGGUCUCUUGCUGUUGGCGUUGGGAGGGAUCUCGCACCACAGCAGGGAAUCGAGGCCCCGGCUCCCCUCAGGCUCUCCCUUCACCGGCAAUGGGCGGCGGGCGACGGGUGACGGGUGACGGGUGAUGGGUGCAGCACCCGCCCCGCCCAUAGGAGAGCCCUGGUCCACUGUGGCCUGUGGAUGCCGCCCCUGACGUCAGCAUCUCUCUCUGGCCUCCCUGGGAGCAGUCUCAGAGCAGUGAAGAGCUCUUCACGUCCGGUGCUGUGGCGAUACUAAGUAAUAAGAUCUCCAGGUUUUAUUGGGCAUUAAUAUUUAUUCCCAUGAAAAGGUUAAAUUUAUUUCACUUUAAAGCCCUGGAGAGUGCAAGGUGGAGCCAUAGUCGCCUCUCCUGGCAACGGCCCUGCCCACCACGUACCCACCUCUCCCACACAGGCCAGUCCUGGUGAUGGCCUGCAGGACAGGGCAGAUGUGUGGGGCAGUUGGGGGCACCCCCUUUUGGAAGGCACUGCUGCCAGUGGGGCCGGUGAGUGUGCAGAGCCCAGGGCCAAUGUGUGCCUCCUGCAGGCACCGGGCAGCCCUGGCCACUCCUCAGCUCUCUGACCCCUUCCCCCGCUCUCUGCAGCAGGCACCACACGAGCCAAUUUCGCUUGGCACGACGUCCUGAAGCAGGCCCUGGGCUCUGCGGCUGCUGGCUCUGAGCCCAUCGACAUUCUGAUUUGUAUUUUUUCAUGCUUUGGAAAAAAGAAAUCUAUUUAUCUCUGCGUCGGGUCCCGCUCUGCAUAACCGGAGGCAAACCAGCAGCCCCGCCCGCUUUCUCAUUUUCCUGGGAAGGUAGCAGCGGGUCCUCUGAGGCCUGCGUCAAGAAUAUCGGGCUGUCGGACGCGUCAGUCUUCAGGGGCAGGUGACGGCCGCACUGCUUCCAGCUCUUUGGCUUGGUGUUUGGGCACCAGCUGACGGGCCAGCCAGCAGCAGCGGUGCUGAGGUUAGUCCAGGUCCCCUGAACUCGACGGCCAUCAAUCCCGGGCCUGUCAUUUGCAAGCAGCUGCAGCAGCUGGUCGAGCCUCCUGCUAGACCCUCUCUCCACCCCAGGUUUUUCUUAAGGGUCUGUGACGGUAUCUGUCAGUGGAGACUCAUGUUAGCCAUGUCAGGAGGGCCUGUGUUGGAGAAGGAUGGAGGGAACAGCCCCGAGCCCAGGGGGCCUGGCUUUUGCUCUGUGAGGCUCGCUCCACACCCUGUUCACUUCCUGAUCCCCUUCCCCACCCUGCCUUGGUCCUUAAGGAGGUGAAGAUGGGGCACGGGGGUGCACGGCCACCUCCUGUAGAACCAGGGCAGGCCAGCCACCUUCUGAGUAGCUUCCGAGCUCCUGAGGCUUGGCCACCCGCACAUCAUGGGGUGGGUGAGGAGCAGAAGGAGGGGCCCUCCCCACGGCUGCCUGCAGUCUGGCCCUCCCCUUUUUAUCUGGGAAAAAGUGUCCUGUGGCUGCUGGGUGGGUGGCAGGGAGGCUGGCCGAAUCCCUGGCCAAUGAGUCCCGCUGGCAGGACCCCGAGAAGCAGAGGAGCUCGCUCCAGCUGGUGCCCCUCCACCCCGGCAGCAGCAGGACGAGCAGGCGUGCCAGCACAGCUCCUGGGCACCUGCCCCUUUCUGCUCCCGGGUCCCCUGGCUUCUCAUAUGUGCUUAUUUUGUCUCCCAGUUACACUGUGAGCUGCUUCAGGGCAGGGCCCAGCGUUGCACGGUAAAACUACAUUAAUUCAGACUCAUUAAUUCAGAGCCUAUAAUAGUUCAGACAUGGGAGACGUGACUCUUUUUGAGCUAAAAGUUGGAAACCGUUUUGCUCUGGGUUUUUAUGGCCACAAUUGCAGAACCUAAUCUAAGAUCAGUACCUUUUUUUUUUUUUUCCAGCAACUAAAAUCUUGGGAAAUUAAAGGUCCUUAAAACAUGCUUUCAAUUGUGAGCCAGACAGUUCUGAACCCGGCAAAGAGCAGGCACAGGGAUGCUCUGUCUUGGAAGGGGGUUUUGUCUGGGAACGCCACUUCCAGGAUUCAGACCUCAUGUGUGUCCCUCGGGAGCUUCCAAAAUAGGACUGCUUUUAGGUGGAGCGUAUUGGAACUGAUGUCAGUGAGAAAAUGGACACCCUCACACCCCCCAAAAAUUAGAAACAGAAGACCUCACUCCUCAGGCCGUGCCUCUUCUCUUCCCCAGACCCUGGGCAGGUCUCAGCAAACCCGGGAGAACCAGAGCCUGACUCCAGGUCCCAAAGUUGUCAUUUCAGGGACCUGAAUUGCUGUUUUCUCCCAUGUAUGAGUGUCUGGGCUCAUUAAGAUAACUGGGGCCAUCCCAGCCGGAAUGUGCAAAGUCCAUGGGCUCCGGGAGUUUGGAGCUGGGUCAGGUGGUGAGGCCGGGAGAGUCGCACCCCCUGGGCUCCGUCCGGGCAGCAGGAUCCAGGUCCCCAUGAGGCUGAGGUGCAAAUGGCCCCGCUCCCUGAGCUGCCCCUGAGUUCUGGGGGCAGCGUGCCCACAGUACAUGGCUGGCUUGGGCUGAUGGUGCAGAGGGCACAGGACCCAGAGCGGGGCAGAGCAGGAGGCCAGGACUCUCCAUGCCUGGAGCCGGACUGCUUCCCGGCAGGGGCAGUCAGAGGCCCGGAAGCCGGUAGUGGGGCGCGCGCAGCUGCCACGCUCAGUACAAACUGGGACUGCUGCCCAUGUCUGCAACAGACACACCUGCGAUUGCUCCCAGAGUGUGCUGAAGCUGGUCUGUGGGACGUGGUGUUCACCCCGAUGCUGUUACACUGCGAGUUACACUAGAAAAGUUACUUCAUGACUUAAGUCAGGCUUCAGCAAGCUUUUUCUUUUGAGACAGGGUCUCAGUCUGUCGCCCGGGCUGGAGUGCUGUGGCAUGAUCACAGCUCACUGCAGCCUUGACCGCCUGGGCUCAGGUGAUCCUCCCACCUCAGCCUCCCAAGUAGCUAAGACAGUAGGCGUGCACCACCACACUCACCUAAUUUUAAAAAUAAAUUUUUGUGGAGACAGCGUCUUGCUAUAUUGCCCAGGGUGGUUUUGAACUCCUGGCCUCAAGCGAUCCUCCUGCCUCAGCCUCCCAAAGUGCUGGGAUUACAGGUGUGAGCCACCAUUUGAGCCAGCCCAAACUUAUUGUAAAGGACCUGAUAGUGACUGUUUGCAGCUUUACAGGCCGUGCAUUCCCCAUCUUGAAUGUUCAGCCCUGCCCUUGUAGCGUGAACACAGCUGUGGAUGAUACAUAAAUGAAUGGGCCUGGCUAUGUGCCAAUAAAACUUUAUUCACAAAAACAAGUGGCAGGCCAGAUGUGGCCCAUGGGCCCACCUUAGAGGAUAUGCCUUCUCAAUAAAGAGAUUUAGAGAAAUAA
Messenger RNA from Homo sapiens (human), 18900 nucleotides. RefSeq names its product lysine demethylase 4B (gene KDM4B). The coding region runs from base 227 to 1219 and encodes 330 amino acids. Gene Ontology annotation, cellular component: nucleoplasm; nucleus. The record is from RefSeq and is a predicted model, not a curated record. NCBI's taxonomy places the organism in Eukaryota, Metazoa, Chordata, Mammalia, Primates, Hominidae. Gene Ontology annotation, molecular function: histone H3K36 demethylase activity; histone H3K9me2/H3K9me3 demethylase activity. The transcript has 10 exons.